AUUGAGUAGUUUAAGACAAGCAGUCAAUAAAACAAAACAAAAUCCGAAGAUUCUGGAGAAAGUUAGAUAAUAUGGCUGCGAAACUUAUGCAAGCUCUUCAGUACAGUUCCUAUGGCGGAGGAGUGUCUGGAUUGAAGCAUGCUGAAGUUCCUGUACCAAUUCCAAAGACUAACGAAGUUUUACUCAAAUUGGAAGCAACUAGCAUCAACCCAAUUGAUUGGAAGAUUCAGAGUGGUGCUCUUCGUGCUAUCUUUUUGCCUCGAAAGUUUCCCCACAUACCUUGCACUGAUGUAGCUGGAGAGGUGGUAGAGGUUGGACCACAAGUCAAGGAUUUCAAAUCUGGCGACAAAGUUAUUGCUAAACUCACACAUCAAUAUGGAGGUGGACUAGCUGAGUUUGCCGUGGCUAGUGAGAGCUUAACAGCUACCAGACCACCUGAAGUCUCAGCUGCUGAAGCUGCGGGUUUACCUAUUGCCGGUUUAACAGCUCGUGAUGCCCUCACAGAAAUCGGAGGAAUUAAGCUUGAUGGGACUGGCGAGCAGAAGAAUGUUUUGGUAACUGCUGCUUCAGGUGGUGUAGGUUCAUUUGCUGUUCAACUUGCCAAACUAGGGAACAACCACGUGACAGCCACUUGUGGUGCUCGCAACAUUGACUUCGUUAAGAGCUUAGGCGCUGACGAGGUUCUUGACUACAAAACUCCGGAGGGAACAUCACUGAAGAGUCCAUCUGGUAAAAAAUAUGAUGCAGUAAUACAUUGCACCACUGGAAUACCGUGGUCAACUUUUGAUCCUAAUUUGAGUGAAAAAGGAGUUGUCGUGGAUUUAACACCUGGUCCUAGUUCAAUGUUGACUUUUGCACUGAAGAAACUUACUUUUUCGAAGAAGCGGUUGGUGCCAUUUGUUGUAACUGUUAAGCGUGAGGGCUUGGAACAUCUUGCUCAACUAGUGAAGGAUGGAAAACUCAAGACAAUUAUCGACUCUAAGUUUCCUUUGAGCAAAGCUGAAGAUGCUUGGGCUAAGAGCAUUGAUGGCCAUGCUACUGGAAAAAUCAUUAUUGAGCCAUAGGCUCAGUUUGCUUGGUGAUAUUGUAUUUAUAAUUUCUAUUUUUCUACACAACUUUUACGUGCGUUCAUGUAGAAAUUAAUAAUUUGUAAUAUACCAUAUGCUGUAAGGAUCUUAAAUUCAUAUAUGUCUUUAUUCUCUCUUACUGGUUUGUA
Medicago truncatula (barrel medic) is the source of this 1216-nucleotide messenger RNA. Its product is annotated as chloroplast envelope quinone oxidoreductase homolog. The record is from RefSeq and is a predicted model, not a curated record. Bases 72 to 1064 code for a protein of 330 amino acids. NCBI's taxonomy places the organism in Eukaryota, Viridiplantae, Streptophyta, Magnoliopsida, Fabales, Fabaceae. Gene Ontology annotation, molecular function: oxidoreductase activity. The transcript has 4 exons.